AUGAAUCGUUAUAUAACCUUAAGUCAACUGGGAGAUGGUACCUAUGGCACUGUAGUGCUGGGACAACGAAAGGACACUGGAGAAAAGGUGGCCAUUAAACGCAUGAAACGAAAAUAUUAUUCAUGGGAGGAAGCAAUGAAUCUGCGAGAAGUCAAAUCUCUCAAAAAACUAUCCCAUCCAAAUAUUGUGAAACUUAAAGAAGUUAUAAGAGAAAAUGAUACAUUAUAUUUUGUAUUUGAAUAUAUGAAAGAAAAUCUGUAUCAGAUGAUUAAAGAUCGUGAGACUCACUUGCCAGAACCAACCUUAAAAAGUAUAUUGUUUCAGGUUUUUACUGGUUUGGCUUUUAUGCAUCGCCAUGGAUUUUUUCAUCGUGAUUUAAAACCUGAAAAUUUACUGUGCUCCGGUCCAGAACUAAUAAAGAUAGCUGAUUUUGGUCUGGCAAGGGAAAUACGCUCAAGACCUCCCUUUACCGAUUAUGUGUCAACAAGAUGGUAUCGUGCCCCAGAGGUAUUAUUACACUCAACCACUUACGGCAGCUCUAUUGAUAUGUGGGCCAUGGGUUGUAUUAUGUCUGAAUUAUAUACAUUUCGCCCCUUAUUUCCUGGGAGCAGCGAAGUUGAUCAACUUUAUAAAAUAUGUUCCGUUUUAGGGACACCAGAUAAGAAUGAUUGGCCAGAAGGUUACAGAUUAGCCGCAGCCAUACAUUUUCGAUAUCCAGACUGCGUUCGAGUACCUUUAAAUUCGAUAGUAACACGAUGCAGUCAAUCUGGUUUAGAUCUAUUAGAAGAUUUGUUGCUCUAUGAUCCAGAUAAAAGGCCAACGGCACAACAGAGUCUUAAAUAUCCAUAUUUUAAUGCUAUGAAACGUAUAUCACCAGCAGCAGCUACAAAGGCCAAUGUCAAGUUAACCGCCAAAUAUGGCAACAACUCGAAUUUGACACACAAUUUGUCAAGCAAUGUGCUUCCGGUGCAAGAGAAACUACAAACUCUUACCGAAAUAAUACAACGUAGUAAUAUGAAUAAUAAUAAAAAUAACAACAAUAAUAAUACCAAUAAUAACAACAUUAACAAUACCGAUAUCUCAGCGGCCAAUUUAAGUAGUUCAAAAAAUGGUCAUAUUAUAGUACAACAAGCCAAAAAUGUCAGCCAAAUACCGAAAAUAAGUUUUCUAACAAUGAACUCAAAUGAUUUGAUAAAUCCACCGCAACAAAAAUUUCAGCAAAAAUCCCUAAACGAAUCGGGAUCAGUGAAAAGUGAAACAAUACGUUAUAACACAAUAUUGGCGCCCUCGAGUAAUAUUUAUCUAAGUACCGGAAAUCUAAAUCAGAGUACUGAAAAUUUGUCACGCAAUGAAUCGAUUAAUGAUAUAUUUCUGAAUCGUAAUAUAUCGCAACUGUUUGGCUUAAGUCAAACUCCCGCCUCAAACGUACAGCCGCAACAUCCAAAUGUGUCAUUUCACAGUAACAAUAUAAUGGGUAAUCGGGGCAACAAUGCUAUCUAUGUCAAUGGUUCACGCAACUAUGCUCUUUACGAAACUGCAGCCAAAAAUGCAAAAAAUUCGGCCAAAAUUGGUGGUUACUAUGUCUAUACAAGACCAUCACAAGAUUACGGUAUAAAUGAAUCUAGCAAAGUGUAUAAUAUGUUUUCGAAGGUGGGCAUGAAACAAAAUAAUCCUCCUGCAGAGCUGAUCGUACGCAACUCGUAUGAACCCACUUUGAUGGGAAGUAAGGUGUUUGCCAGUAAUGAUCGUUUAUCAGCACGAUCACAGAUCGGUCGUUAUGACGCCAAUCGAAAGGAAAGAGAAAAUGAUAUGUUUUUGGCCGCAGAUGAGUCUAACUAUGAGAACAAUUCCAAACACAAUGAGAAUGGAGACGAAUUGGAUACAAUAUUGGGUACGAAACUAAAAAGCUCGGCGAAGAAGCAAAGAAAUUCUAAAUCAAAUAUUCUCUUAGAAGACCUUUUUGGUCAUCUAUCAAUGGACUCAGAUGUAAGUGAUAACAAGUUUCCAGAUCAACUUGUUACGGAUCGUACAUCUAAUAUCCCGAUAAAAAAGCAUUCAAAUCCUUUGAGUAGUAUCGAAGCUAAUAACGGCAGUAGAACAGAUUCUUUUACAACAAAUGCAGACCUUUCACCCAAAGAUCACAACAAUUUAUAUUCGAAUGAUGAAGACGAUUGCCAAUUUUGGCCCAUAAGAGCCAAAUUUCAGGGAAACCAAAACACGCAAUUCCCUUGGGAUGAAACGAAUAAAACAGAGGAUGAAAAACUAACAGCCUGGAUGGUAUCCGACAAUGGUAAAUUAAAAUAUGCAAACAACAUUUAGAGAAUGUAGGAAAAAUCAUCACAAAAUCGGUCAACUAAACUAAUUCUGCUCAAAACUCACAAAACUAAGAAACAA
Molecule: messenger RNA, 2394 nt
Organism: Lucilia sericata (common green bottle fly)
Lineage: Eukaryota; Metazoa; Arthropoda; Insecta; Diptera; Calliphoridae
Product: sporulation protein kinase pit1
Exons: 8
Coding region: 1-2319 (772 amino acids)
Biological process (GO): protein phosphorylation; intracellular signal transduction; cilium assembly
Cellular component (GO): cilium; cytoplasm; nucleus
Molecular function (GO): ATP binding; protein serine/threonine kinase activity
Source: RefSeq, a predicted model, not a curated record